Adineta steineri is the source of this 1998-nucleotide messenger RNA. The record is from the annotation of a GenBank genome assembly. Lineage: Eukaryota; Metazoa; Rotifera; Eurotatoria; Adinetida; Adinetidae.
AUGGAUUUCACACAAUUGAAAUUAGAUAAAUUUUGGAAUCAUCGUCAACCAUCAUCACAAUCUACUCUAUUUUCAAAUAAAAAUGAAGUUAAGGCAUCAACUACAAAUACGAAUCCUUCUGCUCGAUGGCGACUAAAUCAACUUCCACCAUUAACAAAAAAUUCCACUACUACUACAUCAAUGAGAACCAUUCAAUUAAUUGAUCCUCUUAUCACACCUAUACCAACAAUGAGUAGUUUGAAACAUAUGCAAUCAGCACAAAAUUUAUUUAGUAUUGGAAAACGUAUGCCUGAAAUUGAAAUAGCAUUAAAACAACUUAUUGCUGAUAUGGAAAAAUGUCCACGACCAGAACAAGAAUCACUACAACCAUUAUCUCUUCGUAAUGUUACAUUACAUGGUUAUCAACGACAUGCACUUGCUUGGAUGGAAUGGCGUGAAACAACUGUACCAUUUGGUGGAAUUCUAGCUGAUGAUAUGGGACUUGGUAAAACUGUUACUACAAUUGCUUUCCUUCUACUUCGAAUGAAUUCAAACAAACAAGAAUGUUCAGAGGAAGUUUUUCAUUCUUCAAAAUCUCGAACAAUUCCAACAACACUUGUUAUAUGUCCAGCUACUCUUAUGAGUCAUUGGGAAAAUGAAAUUAAUAAAUAUAGUCGUAUGAGAUGUUUUAUUUAUCAUGGUUCAUCACGUAAAAAAGACAUUCCAGUGGGUGGUGCCAUUCGUGCUUUUGGACAAUAUUGUGUCGUUCUUACUUCUUAUGAAUUAGUACGAGCUGAACAUACAUCAGAUGAAAUUAAAAAUCCAUUAUUUUCUGUUAAAUGGCAACGAAUUGUUCUUGAUGAAGCUCAUCGAAUACGUUCGCAUAAAUCUCAAACAGCUCAAGCAUGUUCAUCCUUAGAUGCAAUUUAUCGUUGGGCAUUAACUGGAACACCAAUACAUAACAAAGCUGAUGAUUUUUAUUCUCUUCUUCAUUUUCUUCAUUAUUCACCAUUUGAUAUUUAUUCAACAUGGAAAUUAUUCUCAUCAAAUCAAUAUAAAUCCAUUGAACGUAUGAAAACAAUUGUACGUUCAUUAAUACUUCGACGUACAAAAACAGAUUGUGAUUUAAAUGGUAAAUUACUUGUACCAUUACCAUCGAAACAAAUCGAAAUAAUUUGGUUAAAAUUAACCGAUGAAGAAAUGAAACAUUAUCAACGAAUUAAAACUGAAAUGACUGAUGCUUAUAAAUUAUUUAUUCGUAAUCGACGAGAAAAAAAGAAAACAAAUACAGUCGUUCUUUUUACAUUAAUGCUUAAAUUACGUCAAGCUUGUAAUCAUUUAUCAUUAGUUAAAAAUUUAUCAACAGAUGAAAUAUUUGAUGAUAAAGAUGAUGUUGCUUUAGAAUUAUCUAUGUUUAAAUUAGAUUUAGAUGAUACAUUAAAUGACAAAAAUAUUCAAGCUUUAACAAAAGACGCAGAACUUCAAUAUGAUAUGACAUUUAUUAGUACUAAACUUGAUUGUCUUUUAAAAAAACUUAAUUUAAUUGUUAAUCAACAAGGAGAAAAAUGUGUUGUAGUAUCAUCAUGGGUUGGUAUGCUGAAUAUUGUUCGACAUCAUUUAAAAAAAUAUCAAAUACGUUCUCAAACAAUAAGUGGAGAAGUAAAAAUUUCUGAUCGACAAUUAAUUGUACAAGCAUUUAAUAGUGAUGAAAAUAGAUUUAUGGUUCUCCUAUUAUCAUUGAAAGCUGGUGGUGAAGGUCUUAAUCUUGUUGGUGGUAAUCAUCUUUUCUUAUGUGAAUUAUCUUAUAAUCCACAAAAUGAACAUCAGGCAUGUGAUCGAAUAUAUCGAAUUGGUCAACGAAAAGAUGUUCAUAUCUAUCGAUUAAUGGUAAAAAAUACUAUUGAAGAACGAAUUAGUAGUUUACAAGAAACAAAAUUGAAAUUAGCUGGUGAUGUAUUGGCUGGUUGUGUAGAUAGAUUUAGUCUUAAAUUAGAAGACAUUGCUUUUUUAUGCUCAUAA